CCAAAGCAAAGCAAAAUAAAAACAAAAUCUGAUAAAGGAAAUGAUUUUACACUAUUUUUGGAAGGAUUUGUGGCAGACCAAAACUUGAUCUUCUGCUCCCAUCAAAAAAAAAAAGAAAAAAAAAAGAAAAAAAAAUUGAUCUUCUGCUACUUCUUACACCUUAUGAUCUAAAACGACAAAAUCCCUUUCUUCUUGCAUAACAAAUCAUAAUUUCAUUUAAAGUUCAUGUUCAUCCCUUUCUUUCACAACAACAUAGAGUAAAUUUUAAUAAGUUUUCUUUUUUCUUUUUAUUUCAAUUUCAACUAAACCUCGAGAAAAAGAAUCUCUGAUGUGAGGUUAAGUUAUACUUCUUCUAUAUACAUAUUUAUCCCUCAAAGAUCAAAAUUUUAGAAGAUCAUUCAUUCAAAGUUGAAAUCUUUUUCCAUAAAGAGGUAGACGGAAGUUUCAAAGGAGAGAGAGAGAGAGAGAGAGAGAGAGAGAGAGAGAGAGUUGUUGAAAGAAAAAAAUGGCGGUGGUUGAAAACACUGUGAAAGUUGAUAUGGGUUCUGAAAAUGGGUCAUUGAAUUGGAGCUCCGAAAUGAAAAGGGUUGAAGAAGAUGAACAAAAGGUGAAAGUAUCCAACAAAGAUAAUGAGAAUCAUAACAGAGAAAUGAGGGAAUUAGAAGAAAUGUUGUCUAAACUUAAUCCAAGUGCUAAAGAGUUUGUUCCUCAUACCCUUUUAACUAACCCAAAUCCUCAAUUCCAUGGACCUUUUGUACCCAACCUUUUUCCUGUUCCUAUGGAUGAUCCUUCUCCUCCUUUCACAAUUUUUGGUAAUCAUCAGAUUCCCAAUCAAUUUCUGAGGAAGAAGAAGGGUAACUAUAGUCAAGGGAAGAGAAGGAAUGGUAGAACUGGUAUGGCUCAAAGGGACGAGGUUAUUAGGAGAACUGUUUAUGUUUCUGAUAUUGAUCAACAGGUGACUGAGGAGCAGCUGGCAUCUCUUUUCUUAAAUUAUGGCCAGGUGGUUGACUGUCGAAUUUGCGGUGAUCCAAAUUCCGUGCUACGUUUUGCUUUUGUUGAGUUUACUGACGAGGAAGGUGCAUUGGCCGCUUUGAAUCUGUCUGGAACAAUGCUUGGGUUCUAUCCUAUCAAAGUUCUUCCUUCUAAAACCGCCAUAGCUCCUGUAAACCCCAAUUUUCUGCCUCAGAAUGACGAUGAACGAGAAAUGUGUGCUAGAACUGUUUACUGUGCAAACAUUGAUAAGAAGGUUUCUCAUGCUGAAAUCAAAAUGUUUUUUGAAUCUGUAUGUGGAGAGGUUCAGCAACUGAGGAUGCUUGGAGAUAAUCAUCAUUCUACUCGUAUUGCCUUUGUCGAGUUUGUGAUGGCUGAAAGUGCUAUUGCUGCUCUUAAUUGCAGUGGUAUGCUAUUGGGAUCUACAGCAAUAAGAGUGAGCCCAUCGAAGACACCAGUUCGCCCUCGUUUUGCUCGUAAACAUAUGCACUGAUUAACGAAAAGAAGGAAUCCUUUUUUUUUUUUUUUUUUUUGUAAAUUUUGGACAUACAUGAUGGCUAAUGUAAAGUUGCUAUUACUCUCAACUUCUGGUAUUUCUAUCAUUCUCAUUCGAAAGUAUAUCAUUUCGUUCUGGGUAAAACGUAUGGCACGUAGAGUCGGAUGAACUUUGAGGAGCUAAACAUGUUAUCUAUCGUGCGCAACACAAUGAAGGUGCAUUUGUUUUUGACCUGACACUACUAUUUAUUUCUAAGUCUUGUAUACCCUUUGCAUUUUAUUGUCUUUUUUUAUGCACCAUCCAUUUUUCAUGGUAUGCCAGAGGUUCCAUCUCCUUUCGUUGUGUUUCUCACAUUUUGACCAAAACUGUGGGAGCUUUUCGAUGAAAUUGUAACAAAUAAAUUGAAAUAGAGGGAAUAAUAUAAUACGUAAAUGCCAACGAUGCUUAUUUGAAGAACGUCUUCGUUUCAGAUUAUAAUAGAAUAUACUAAUGGUUUAUUGUAUCAUGCCCACUUUUUAU
Amaranthus tricolor (Joseph's coat) is the source of this 2005-nucleotide messenger RNA. Its product is annotated as polyadenylate-binding protein-interacting protein 12-like. NCBI's taxonomy places the organism in Eukaryota, Viridiplantae, Streptophyta, Magnoliopsida, Caryophyllales, Amaranthaceae. The transcript has 11 exons. The coding region runs from base 506 to 1483 and encodes 325 amino acids. The record is from RefSeq and is a predicted model, not a curated record. Gene Ontology annotation, molecular function: RNA binding.